This is a messenger RNA of Mercurialis annua (annual mercury), 1558 nucleotides long. RefSeq names its product protein DETOXIFICATION 14-like. NCBI's taxonomy places the organism in Eukaryota, Viridiplantae, Streptophyta, Magnoliopsida, Malpighiales, Euphorbiaceae. Gene Ontology annotation, molecular function: antiporter activity; xenobiotic transmembrane transporter activity. The record is from RefSeq and is a predicted model, not a curated record. The transcript is spliced from 7 exons. Bases 97 to 1509 code for a protein of 470 amino acids. Gene Ontology annotation, cellular component: membrane. Gene Ontology annotation, biological process: xenobiotic detoxification by transmembrane export across the plasma membrane.
AUAUCAAGAAAAAUCUUCAUCAUAAAUAUUUCCCAUUCUGUAUCUUCAUCAUAUAUACAUAUAGUUUUGGUUUUGUUUUGUGUAGUUAUUAGUGGUAUGGAUAGUGGGGAAGAAGGUGUAGAGAAAAAAUGGGGUACUGGUUUUGUGGAAGAGGUAAAAAAAGAAAGCUUGAUAGCAGCUCCAAUGGUGGCAGUUUCAGUGUUGCAGUAUUUGCUUCAAGUUGCAUCAGUGGUAAUGGUUGGUCAUCUUGGCCAGCUUCAACUUUCUAGUGUUGCCAUCGCCACUUCUCUUACUAAUGUUCUAGGAUUUAGUCUUCUUUCUGGAAUGGCAGGUGGAGUAGAAACUCUAUGUGGUCAAGCUUAUGGAGCUCAACAGUAUCAAAAGCUUGGAAUUUAUACAUACUCUGCCAUCAUCUCUCUACUCAUGGUUUGCCCUCCAAUAUGCCUUCUCUGGAUUUUCAUGGACAAAUGGCUCUCUCUCAUUGGUCAAGACCCUGCAAUCUCACAUCAGGCUUGUCAAUAUUCAAUCUGCCUAAUUCCUGCAUUGUUCGGCAGUGCAAUUCUGAAGCCUUUAACUCGUUUUCUUCAGACACAAAGUGUUAUCUUUCCGAUGCUUUUGAGCUCUUUUUUGGUUCUGAUUUUCCAUACUAUUACUUGUUGGAGCUUUGUUUAUAAGUUAGAAUUCGGGUUUAAGGGUCCGGCUUUAGCCUUCAGUUUAUCAAUUUGGUUGAAUGUAGCUCUACUUGGCGUUUAUGUGAAGUACUCUUCAGUCUGCGAAAAAACUCGGUCGCCAUUGUCGAAGGAUGCAUUUUAUGGUAUCGGUGAAUUUUUCCGCCUUGCUGUUCCAUCCGCCGUAAUGGUUUGUCUUAAAUGGUGGUCGAUGGAGUUGCUAAUUUUGCUUUCUGGCCUAUUACCAAAUCCAAAAUUGGAGACUUCUGUGCUCUCUAUAUGCCUUACAAUCUCAACUUUGCACUUCACCGUACCAUAUGGAUUUGGAGCUGCAGCAAGUACUCGAGUAUCGAAUGAACUGGGCGCUGGUAAUCCACAAUCGGCUAGAUUGGCUGUUGUGGUAGCAAUGUGCCUUGCCGGAGCAGAGGCGAUCAUUGUAAGCAUCGCAAUCUUCUUUAGUCGGCACAUUUUGGGGUAUGCUUAUAGCAAUGAGAAGCAAGUCGUGAGUUAUGUCGGAAGCAUGGCUCCUCUGAUUUGUCUUUCGAUUAUCAUGGACAGUUUACAAGCAGUUCUUUCUGGUGUUGCUAGAGGGUGUGGAUGGCAGCGUAUAGGAGCGUAUGUAAAUAUUGGUGCAUUUUACGUAGUUGGGCUACCAAUAAGUGUGGUGCUUGGUUUUGUAGUCAAUUUAGGAGGAAAAGGGUUUUGGAUUGGAAUAAUAGUUGGCUCAUUGAUCCAAUCCACUCUGCUUUCUCUUAUUACAGCCUCCACUAAUUGGAAAAAACAGGUAAGCAAGGCAAGGGAGAGGAUAUUUCACAUAUCUAUAGACAAUGAAGACAAAUAAAUUACUAAUUGUAUGGUACAAUUGUGUACAUCUUGGAAAAAUAAAAAAU